This is a messenger RNA of Thermothelomyces thermophilus ATCC 42464, 597 nucleotides long. RefSeq lists its product as uncharacterized. NCBI's taxonomy places the organism in Eukaryota, Fungi, Ascomycota, Sordariomycetes, Sordariales, Chaetomiaceae. Gene Ontology annotation, molecular function: protein heterodimerization activity; DNA-binding transcription activator activity, RNA polymerase II-specific; RNA polymerase II cis-regulatory region sequence-specific DNA binding. The transcript is spliced from 4 exons. Gene Ontology annotation, cellular component: nucleus; CCAAT-binding factor complex. Bases 1 to 597 code for a protein of 198 amino acids. Gene Ontology annotation, biological process: regulation of transcription by RNA polymerase II. The record is from RefSeq and is a predicted model, not a curated record.
AUGUCCGACUCUCCCCAAUCCAAUCCAAAGGAUGUCGAACAAGGUGCACCGUCGGGUGACGACGAAGGACAAAUGAACGACCCUCAGGACCCACACUCGACCGGGCUCGGCUACGAGUUCGAGGUUAAAGAGCAGGAUCGGUGGCUACCCAUAGCCAAUGUGGCCCGUAUCAUGAAGACGGCGCUCCCCGAGAAUGCCAAGAUUGCCAAGGAGGCAAAGGAGUGCAUGCAGGAGUGUGUCAGCGAGUUCAUCUCGUUCAUUACCAGUGAAGCUUCUGAGAAGUGCCAGCAGGAGAAGAGGAAAACGGUGAACGGCGAGGAUAUCCUCUUCGCCAUGAGCUCUCUCGGUUUUGAAAACUACGCAGAGGCCCUCAAGAUCUACCUGUCAAAGUACCGGGAGGUAUGUCAAUCCCAGUCCAACCGGGGCGAGAACCAACAGAACAGGCCGAGCAGCCAAGGCUAUGGCGCUACUGGCGGCUCAAACCCUGCUGGUGGUUUUGGCGCCGGCCUCCCUGGCCAGCAAGAAGGCGGGGAUACUCAGAGCUACAACCUCUACGGCGCUCAGCCCGGCCAUAACGGUACCGGAACCGAAUAUUGA